Gorilla gorilla gorilla (western lowland gorilla) is the source of this 1000-nucleotide messenger RNA. RefSeq names its product trypsin-3. Bases 159 to 944 code for a protein of 261 amino acids. Lineage: Eukaryota; Metazoa; Chordata; Mammalia; Primates; Hominidae. The transcript has 5 exons. Gene Ontology annotation, biological process: proteolysis. The record is from RefSeq and is a predicted model, not a curated record. Gene Ontology annotation, molecular function: serine-type endopeptidase activity.
GUAACCCAGAUUUACCAUGGUCCAAACUCCGACAUCUGAUCGGGGGCAUGUCAUUCUGGUUCAGGCUGUCAGCCCUGAGCAGGUGAGUCAGUUUGCAUCACCCUGAGUGCAGGUUGCCAGGACAACCGUGAGGCUGCAUAAAAAGAACCUAUGACAGGAUGCACAUCAGAGAGACAAAUGGCUUCACAUUGAAAAAGUGGAGGAGUGCGCCAUUGGUUUUCCAUCCUCCAGAUACACUGAUUGCUGUCCCCUUUGACGAUGAUGACAAGAUCAUUGGGGGCUACACCUGUGAGGAGAAUUCUCUCCCCUACCAGGUGUCCCUGAAUUCUGGCUCCCACUUCUGCGGUGGCUCCCUCAUCAGCGAACAGUGGGUGGUAUCAGCAGCUCACUGCUACAAGACCUGCAUCCAGGUGAGACUGGGAGAGCACAACAUCAAAGUCCUGGAGGGGAAUGAGCAGUUCAUCAAUGCGGCCAAGAUCAUCCGCCACCCCAAAUACAACAGGGACACUCUGGACAAUGACAUCAUGCUGAUCAAACUCUCCUCACCUGCCAUCAUCAAUGCCCGCGUGUCCACCAUCUCUCUGCCCACCACCCCUCCAGCUGCUGGCACUGAGUGCCUCAUCUCCGGCUGGGGCAACACUCUGAGCUUUGGUGCUGACUACCCAGACGAGCUGAAGUGCCUGGAUGCUCCGGUGCUGACCCAGGCUGAGUGUAAAGCCUCCUACCCUGGAAAAAUUACCAACAGCAUGUUCUGUGUGGGCUUCCUUGAGGGAGGCAAGGAUUCCUGCCGGCGUGACUCUGGUGGCCCUGUGGUCUGCAACGGACAGCUCCAAGGAGUUGUCUCCUGGGGCUAUGGCUGUGCCUGGAAGAACAGACCUGGAGUCUACACCAAGGUCUACAACUAUGUGGACUGGAUUAAGGACACCAUCGCUGCCAACAGCUAAAGCCCCCGGUCCCUCUGCAGUCUCUAUACCAAUAAAGUGGCCCUGCUCUCACUCUG